Molecule: messenger RNA, 4430 nt
Organism: Mus musculus (house mouse)
Lineage: Eukaryota; Metazoa; Chordata; Mammalia; Rodentia; Muridae
Gene: Idua
Product: iduronidase, alpha-L
Exons: 15
Coding region: 426-2357 (643 amino acids)
Biological process (GO): carbohydrate metabolic process; heparin proteoglycan catabolic process; heparan sulfate proteoglycan catabolic process
Cellular component (GO): lysosome; lysosomal lumen
Molecular function (GO): hydrolase activity, hydrolyzing O-glycosyl compounds; L-iduronidase activity
Source: RefSeq, marked validated
CUCUGUGCCCACCCACUGCCAAGAGGGACAGGUCUCAAAGGUCAGGGCAGUGUCCCGGGAAGGAGGGCAUCGGCUCCUGGGAGCGGCCUUAGGACGCGGGGUGGACUCUCACCAUCGCACAGGAAGCCAGCCAGUCCCCAGAUGAAGUCCGAGCAGAGGUGGCAGAAGAGCACCUACAGGCCUCCAGCGAGACCGAGACAGCCGCAAGAAUAAUGGCCGCUCUGAGACACCCAAGCACUGCUAAUGUUGGUUCCAUUUUUGGAGCGCCUGGGACGCAGCGGAACUCGCCAGCACGGGGCGGCGCGUGACUGGGUUCCUUUUUGUCCCGGCCUGGCGAGAGGUCACGUGGGGCGUUACGCAGAGGCGGAACACUGCGACCGCCGCCUAAAAAGCUUGCUGUUUAGGGGCACCUGGAUAUCCCAACCAUGCGACCCCCGCGUCCCUCCUCAGCUAUGCUGACGUUUUUUGCUGCGUUCUUGGCCGCGCCCUUGGCGCUGGCUGAGUCACCGUACCUGGUGCGUGUGGACGCAGCCCGCCCGCUGAGGCCUCUGUUGCCCUUCUGGAGGAGCACCGGCUUCUGCCCCCCACUGCCUCACGACCAGGCUGACCAGUACGACCUUAGUUGGGACCAGCAACUGAACCUUGCCUACAUAGGUGCCGUACCUCACAGUGGCAUUGAGCAGGUCCGGAUACACUGGCUGCUGGAUCUCAUCACAGCCAGGAAGUCACCUGGGCAGGGACUUAUGUACAACUUCACCCACUUGGAUGCAUUCUUGGACCUUCUCAUGGAGAACCAGCUUCUCCCUGGAUUUGAGCUCAUGGGCAGUCCUUCUGGGUACUUCACGGACUUUGAUGACAAGCAGCAGGUGUUUGAAUGGAAGGACCUGGUUUCUCUCUUGGCCAGGAGAUACAUUGGUAGGUAUGGGCUGACACACGUUUCCAAGUGGAACUUUGAGACUUGGAAUGAACCAGACCACCAUGACUUUGACAACGUGUCCAUGACCACACAAGGCUUCCUGAAUUACUAUGAUGCCUGCUCUGAGGGGCUGCGCAUUGCCAGCCCCACUUUGAAGUUGGGUGGUCCUGGGGAUUCCUUCCACCCCCUGCCAAGGUCACCAAUGUGCUGGAGCCUCCUGGGUCACUGUGCCAAUGGAACCAACUUCUUCACUGGCGAGGUGGGCGUGCGUCUGGAUUACAUCUCCCUGCACAAGAAGGGUGCAGGUAGCUCCAUCGCCAUCCUGGAGCAGGAGAUGGCAGUUGUGGAGCAGGUCCAGCAGCUCUUCCCUGAGUUCAAGGAUACCCCUAUUUACAAUGACGAGGCAGACCCUCUGGUGGGCUGGUCCCUGCCACAACCUUGGAGAGCUGAUGUGACUUAUGCGGCCCUGGUGGUGAAGGUCAUUGCACAGCACCAGAACCUGCUGUUUGCCAACAGCAGUUCCUCCAUGCGCUAUGUGCUCCUCAGCAAUGACAAUGCCUUCCUGAGCUACCACCCGUACCCUUUCUCCCAGCGCACACUUACUGCUCGAUUCCAGGUCAACAAUACUCACCCACCCCACGUGCAGUUGCUGCGAAAGCCAGUACUCACAGUCAUGGGGCUCAUGGCCCUGUUGGAUGGAGAACAACUCUGGGCAGAGGUCUCAAAGGCUGGGGCUGUGUUGGACAGCAAUCAUACAGUGGGUGUCCUGGCCAGCACCCAUCACCCUGAAGGCUCCGCAGCGGCCUGGAGUACCACAGUCCUCAUCUACACUAGUGAUGACACCCACGCACACCCCAACCACAGUAUCCCUGUGACUCUUCGCCUGCGUGGGGUACCUCCUGGCUUGGAUCUUGUCUACAUAGUACUCUACUUAGACAAUCAACUCAGCAGCCCCUACAGUGCGUGGCAGCACAUGGGCCAGCCAGUCUUCCCCUCUGCAGAGCAGUUCCGACGUAUGCGCAUGGUGGAGGACCCCGUGGCUGAGGCACCACGCCCCUUUCCUGCUAGGGGCCGCCUGACCCUACACCGGAAGCUUCCGGUGCCAUCACUCCUGCUGGUGCAUGUAUGCACACGCCCCUUGAAGCCACCUGGGCAGGUCAGCCGGCUCCGUGCACUGCCCCUGACACAUGGACAGCUGAUUUUGGUCUGGUCAGAUGAGCGUGUGGGCUCCAAGUGCCUGUGGACAUAUGAGAUCCAGUUUUCCCAGAAAGGUGAAGAGUAUGCCCCAAUCAACAGGAGGCCGUCUACUUUUAACCUCUUUGUGUUCAGCCCAGACACAGCUGUGGUCUCUGGCUCCUACCGAGUUCGAGCAUUGGAUUACUGGGCCCGGCCAGGCCCCUUCUCCGACCCUGUGACUUACCUGGAUGUCCCUGCCUCAUGAGAGCCACUGGCUCCUAGUGACUUGUGAAUCUGUGCUGACUGGUGAAUGGAGUCAACCAGUAUGAGCUAGACUGCCAUUAGCUAGGCAGCUGACUGUCAGCUUCUAUUGUUCUUCCCCUAUUUCCCUUUAAAGUGUCUUUCUCUACCUCAGACUUAGGGUCAGUCUUUGUGGCUAAGCACUUUAUAGGCCCAGUUGGAGUGACCUUUGCCCACCUUCCUCCCCAUGCCCAGCUGUUCAAAAAGUUUAAAUGUGGGACUGGAAAGAUGGCUCAGUAGAUAAAGUGCUUGCUGUGCAGGCCCAGGGACUUGUGUUCAGAUAUCUAGCACUCAUGUAUAGGCUGGGCAUGGCAAUAUAUGCCUAUUGUCCUAGUGUUGGUGGAAGGGACAGAGACAGGCCAGGGUUCCCUGGCCUUCCAGUCUACCUGAAACUGCAAGCUCCAGGUUCAGUAAGAAACCCUGUUUUAGAAAAAUCAAGUAGAGUGCUUGGUACACACACACACACACACACACACACACACACAGAGUCUAAAUUUAGUUUCUUGAGCUUCUGUAAUAUCAAAAAUGAAGUUAUGUACUUCUGAAAUACAAUACUGCACAGAGUAAGCAUCUUCAUUCCAACAGGAAAAAGAAAUGACAGGGAAGGAUUUAAGUGAAACAAGACCAAAGCAUAGCAAGACAAACGUUAAAUCCUGCAGCUCCAUUCUCAGCAUCGGGGCCCAUGAUCCUGUGAUGUGCUGGACAGUCUGUGUCUGUGGUGUUGCCAUUUCCAGCCGCCAUGACCUUUCUCCUAGGCUGGUGUCUUGGGCUUCCUAUUGAUUCGAUAAACCGCGAUGAAUGAGCAGAAGCAUCUGGGUAGGGAAGCGUUGACUUCACUUGUAUUCCUACAUUACAGUCUAUCAUCGAAGGCAGUCAGGCAGGCACCUGGAGGCAGGAAGUCAUGGAGAGGCCAUGGAGGGGUGCUGCUUACUCAGACUAUGAUCUUACACAUCCCGGGAUCACCAGCCAAAGGGUGGGCCCCCACCCACAACGGUCUGGACCCUCCCACAUCAAUCACUAGUUUAAGAAAACAGGCUUAUCUAUAGGUCAAUCUUGUUGGGGCAUUUUUCUCAAUUGAGGUUCCUUCUUCCCAAAUGACUCUAGCUUGUAAUAAACUGAAAUAAAGCCACCCCAAUCUUGCCACACAUUACCUGGCCUCCCAAGUCUUCCUUUGAAAUCUGGGUGGAAGCCAACAUAACCCUGUCACUGUAACUCUGAUAUUCUACCUUCUAAGCCAGCAUCCUGUGGAUCACAGCCUACUAUCAGCUUGAGUGGUAGUUGAGGACUCCUGGGUCAUCCAUGGCUACAAUAAGCAUGAAGUGCCUGAGGCUUAGUCCCAUGCAUUUGUGGAGAAUAUUAUGAUGAUGAUAUCUAGUAGAGGGGGGAGGCUGUUCACCUCAAAGGGAACAGGAAGUAGAGUGGGGAUAGAAUUAAGCUAAAUACUUCUUCACUGACCCGCUUUGUUUAACUCAGCCCUGCAUCCUAAAGUUUCUAGAAUCUCCCCAAACAGACCUAUUACCUGGAAACUACCUUUAAGGUGUAAGCCUGGGCUGAUCUUAAUAGGCUGAUGUUCCUACCUUGGUUCUGGCCACGGGAAGAACCCUCUCUCCUUUAGUACAAACCCCUGGUGUGCCCCACCAGAGAGCCUGUUGGACACACGUGUCCUUAAUUCAUUCUGCACAUUUUUCUUCUCUCCAUCAGCACACAGAAGUUCAGCAUACAGAGGUUUGUGCUGAAAUGUAGGCGUACUCCCAAGCUCUCCCCAGAGUACUAUCACCUACUGUCCAGGAAAUGAGUCUGAGUGCAGUGCUCAUAUACACUGCAUGGCUACAUCCAAAGUCAGAGUUCCUCUGCCCUCAUGCCUCUUGAAGUGAACGAAAUGUGAUGACCUUCUGCAGGGUGUUUUUUAGUCCUCUGUGGACCCUAGGCUGGCCUUGGCAUCUUGGCUCACCUGUCCCAGAGUUACUACUAUUAAGAUUACAGGUGUGUACCACCAUGCCUGCCAAUUACCUCUCACUUUAAAUAAAAUAUGACAUUU